Messenger RNA from Selaginella moellendorffii, 2727 nucleotides. RefSeq names its product U3 small nucleolar RNA-associated protein 6 homolog. The coding region runs from base 15 to 1769 and encodes 584 amino acids. Lineage: Eukaryota; Viridiplantae; Streptophyta; Lycopodiopsida; Selaginellales; Selaginellaceae. Gene Ontology annotation, molecular function: protein binding; snoRNA binding. Gene Ontology annotation, cellular component: small-subunit processome; Pwp2p-containing subcomplex of 90S preribosome. The transcript is spliced from 7 exons. Gene Ontology annotation, biological process: maturation of SSU-rRNA from tricistronic rRNA transcript (SSU-rRNA, 5.8S rRNA, LSU-rRNA). The record is from RefSeq and is a predicted model, not a curated record.
GGUUUUGGGGAGCGAUGGCGGACACCGUCAAUGCCUACCUCGAGCGCAUGCUCCCGGAGCUCGAGGAUCUAGAGAAAUGGGGCCUCUUUACGCGCUCGGAGAUCAAGGAGGUCGUGCGCCGGCGGAGGGAAUUCGAGUAUCAUCUCAAGCGGCCGUCGAGGAUCCGGGACGAUUUCUUGCGGUAUGUGGAUUACGAGACGAAGCUGGAAUCGCUGCGACGGCUGCGAAAGAAGGUCGUGGUUAGGGAUUUGAAUGCCGCCGGGAAGAGAUGGAGCGGGCAUAUGUCCGAUGGGGCAAGCGCGAUCAGGAUUAUCAGCAUUUACAAGCGCGCAGUGGCGAGAUUUGGUAGCGACAUGAGCUUGUGGCUGAAAUUCUUGGAGUAUUGCAGGAAACAUUCUCCCAAGCAAAUGCGUCGGGUGCUGGCAAGAGCUCUCCAGCUUCAUCCCAAUAUCCCAGGAUUGUGGAUGUAUGCCGCGUCCUGGGACUUUGAGCACAAUCUCGACGUCUCUGCUGCUCGAGCGCUCAUGCAAAGAGGACUUAGGAUGUGUCCUCACUCAGAGGAUCUGUGGCUCGAGUACUUCCGCAUGGAACUCUCUUACGCUCAAAAGCUAAAGUCGCGAAUGCUGGUGCUGGGCAUCGAGUCCGAAGAGAUCGACGCUGGAAAGGAGCAACGAGAGAGUGAUUUGAGCGUGAAGCUGGCGUGGGUGAUAUUUAAGAAUGCCAUUGUUGCGGUUCCAUCCAGUGCAAGGUUUCGGCAAAGGUUCGUCGAAGUUCUUGACCGGUUUGCGCUGGUGAAGUCGACUAUCGCAAACGAGAUCUACGCAAGUAUGACGAGGGACUUCCCGAAGGACGAGAAUUGCUGGGACUGGAAAGGAAAGUAUAAAUUCCAGACAACAAGCUCUUGGAAGGAUGCUGUGAAGGUUUAUGAAGAAGCAGUGGGUGUUGUUUCGUCGGCUCGGAUGUAUGAGCUGUAUGCAAAGUUUCUCGAGGGAUUGCUGGAUUCUGGAGACAAGCGAGUUCCUGAGUCCCUUCUUGAGCUCUAUGACCGUGGUGAAGAAGUUUGUGCGAGCAUAAACUUUUUGGAAGGUCACGUUCGCUUGCUGACGAGAAAUGGCUUCCUAGACAGGGCAAGGGCCCUUACUGAGCAAUUCUGCAACGGUCCAUUACGUUCAAGCUCCAGGCUAUGGGUGUUGAGGCUUACGUUGGAGAUUCAACACGGCGGUUUACAGAUGGCUGACAUUUCUAAGCUGUUUUUGAAAGCCUUGCAGUUAGUCCAGGCCUCAGAGGGAAAGGACAUCUGGAAAAUGGCUUUGGAGUAUUUUUCCGGAAUGGACACUUACCUUGACAUAAUACUACGGCAUCUGGAAACUGCUCUCGGGGGCAAAGGUGGCGGCCAGGAACUUGGUGCUGUCGCUUGGUCUGCAGUAAGCUGGUUCUUACAUUUCGACGGUGUUGAAAAGGCUCGGCAGCUCUACAAUAGAUUUUUGGUGCUACCAGGUCCAAGUCUUUAUUUAUUCAAGCGAUGCAUUGGCCUCGAGGCUGAAAGAGGAGCACUUGGUGAUCAAGAAGCAGUAAAAUGCAUGCGGAGGCUUUUCGACGCUGCGCUUGAAAUAUAUGGUAGAGAAGAUGUUGGCAUUUGGUUGGAUUACUGUGCUUUGGAAAAGAAGGUUGGGAAUGCUUCUAAUGCAAGUACCGUGUACUUCCGAGCGAAAAAGACAUUAAGUGACCCGUCUUUGUUUAUACAAAGACACCAGCUUUUGUUUGCAUGACUCAUGAGAUGCAAGCAAACAAAGGUGAGAAACCAAAUCUGGAGCUGUUUUGCAGAAGCUCUUAUGGUUGAGCUAGACUAGACUGCAAACAUCUAACAAGAGUAAUACAAGAAUGGCGGAUUUAGCCGGUAAACUCCUUCCGAAGUUGGGAUAUUGUCUGCUCGUUGAGUUUGAAGGAUUUUUUCAGAACUUCGUCGGAGAUACCUGAGCCGAAAAGCGUAGAACCCAGCCGCUCAGCACCAGGAUUCUGGCUGUUAAACACAGCCAGGAAUUGAGCCGGGUGCGCAUCGUCCAAGUUAAUCUGAAAAUGGACAAGGCCUCUGGGAAAGACGAAGACGUUCCCCUUUUCGAGUGUUCUCGAGAAGAGGUUAUUGCUGGACACAAAUCCCGCCUGAACCUUACCUUCGAGAAGGAAGAAAACUUCGGUUGAGCGUGGAUGGACGUGUGGGGAAUUUACAGCUCCAGGUCCCAUUUCACCCCGGGCGAGACUUAUCCCGGCGGUGUUGAGGCCUGGAAACUGUUCGACGUUGAGGAGGGUGACAACGAACACGUCAGGAGUAGUGACGGGCUGGACAGAACUUAGAAGACGCGAGAUGAAGUCUUCCUCGGACACCGUUUUCUUACAAGCGAAGCCAUUAAUGGAGACCGUGGAGUUGAGAUCUGCAACACACAGGUUUUGAAGAGGAUCCGGGUCACUGGCCAGGACGGAUACUAACAACAGAGAGCAAGCAAGCAGGAGAGAAGUAGCCACACGGUCCAUGCUGCUGCAAAGAUCUAGAUCAGGUCCCUUUUAUUUCCAAGGUGAAAGACUAGUUCCAACCUGGAAGACUAAUUCGAACAUGAAAGACUAGUUCCAACGUGGGAUGCGGAGUCGACACUUCAUUUCAACUUUGCUCCAGUAAUCUUUGUCAAUGUACUUGUGCUGACAAAACUUUGAUACAAGUCGCUAUCCGUGCAA